Messenger RNA from Brenthis ino (lesser marbled fritillary), 300 nucleotides. NCBI's taxonomy places the organism in Eukaryota, Metazoa, Arthropoda, Insecta, Lepidoptera, Nymphalidae. The record is from the annotation of a GenBank genome assembly.
AUGAAAGGCUCGAUCGGGCUCGGGCGCUCGGUCGCGACGGGCGGGCGCAGUCGACUGCCGCGCGCCCGGCGCCGACCGCCCGGCGCCCUCGACGGCUUAGGGGCUAAGUUAUUCGGUGUUUCCAUGGAGCUCGUCGCGGAGACGAGCGAGACAGUACGGGAGGACGUUCGCAGUCGAUUAGGUGCAGACCGGGAUUUAGUGCUCAUAAGCCGCAACGCGACACAAUGCAUGAUUAAUGAUCGAGCGCAGCGCCUGCUUGGGAUUGCCUGCUGUCAUCCAGAUACUGUACUGUACGUGUGC